AUGAUGCUGCGCGCGGCGGGCAGGCGUCUCCUCGGCGUAGGAGGCGGAGAGGCUGCGCUGCCGGCGCCCGCGAUCGCUGCUGCGGCGGCGGUGGCGGGCAGGAGCAGAGGGUACCACGAGCGGGUGGUGGACCACUACAACAACCCGCGCAACGUGGGGUCCUUCGACAAGGACGACGCGGACGUCGGCACGGGGAUCGUCGGCGCGCCGGCGUGCGGGGACGUCAUGAAGCUGCAGAUCCGUGUCGACGAGGGCUCCGGCAGGAUCGUCGACGCGCGCUUCAAGACCUUCGGCUGCGGCUCCGCCAUCGCGUCCUCCUCCGUCGCUACCGAAUGGGUCAAGGGCAAGCAAAUGGAGGAAGUAGUAGCGAUCAAAAACACCGAGAUUGCGAAGCACCUGUCUCUUCCACCGGUAAAGCUCCACUGCAGCAUGCUUGCUGAGGAUGCAAUUAAGGCCGCCGUGAAGGAUUACGAGGCAAAGAAAGGGAAGCUGGCCAAGACAGAGGAGCAGGACAUCCCAUCCCCAUAA
Messenger RNA from Miscanthus lutarioriparius, 528 nucleotides. NCBI's taxonomy places the organism in Eukaryota, Viridiplantae, Streptophyta, Magnoliopsida, Poales, Poaceae. The record is from the annotation of a GenBank genome assembly.